Messenger RNA from Aureobasidium subglaciale EXF-2481, 465 nucleotides. RefSeq lists its product as uncharacterized. Bases 1 to 465 code for a protein of 154 amino acids. NCBI's taxonomy places the organism in Eukaryota, Fungi, Ascomycota, Dothideomycetes, Dothideales, Saccotheciaceae. The transcript has 2 exons. The record is from RefSeq and is a predicted model, not a curated record.
AUGCCUCACACCACCCAGUCGUCCCACAGAUCAACCAAGCCCCCCACCACCACACUCUCCAACAUCUCCUGGAACCCCACCCCCCACAACCACAUCAACCACUCCUUUACCUCCCUCCACGACCCCUUCAGCCCCAUUGACUCCUCCCGCACCGCAAUGUUCUCUCGCUUCGCCGCCGCCAUCAAGGUCACCGAAGCAGAAGGCGUAGCCAACCAUCUCCAGCGCGAACUUGAGCGUCUGUUUGCUGUUGCUAGACUUCCUGAUCAGAGUCCUGAGGGUAGGGAGAGGGCUGUUGAGCAAGGGUUUGAGGCGUACAAGAUGCUUGAGGUUUGUGAGAGGGAUGUGGAGUUUUUGAAGAUGAAGGCUUUUGCUUGCAAGGAGGAUGCUGAGAUUGGUGAUCUUGAUGUCGCACUUUCUACUCCUACCAAGAAGGGCAAGGAGGUCAAGAAGAGCAAGAUGCACUGA